Molecule: messenger RNA, 468 nt
Organism: Saprolegnia diclina VS20
Lineage: Eukaryota; Oomycota; Saprolegniomycetes; Saprolegniales; Saprolegniaceae
Exons: 4
Coding region: 37-372 (111 amino acids)
Biological process (GO): mitochondrial respiratory chain complex IV assembly
Cellular component (GO): mitochondrial intermembrane space
Source: RefSeq, a predicted model, not a curated record
GCAAUCUCGGAGCGCGUGCCAUAGAAGCUCGCAACAAUGAACGCGUUUGGUGGCGCUGCGACGACGACCCGGCCGCCGGAGAAGGGCGCGUUCCCGCUGGACCACUACGGCGAAUGCAAAGAGCAGAUCAAGGUCUACUUGGCGUGCCUCCGCGAGAAGAGCAACAACCACAUCGAUUGCAAGCACCUCUCGCAGCAGUACCUUCAGUGCCGCAUGGACAAGGGUCUCAUGCAGCCCGAGAACCUCGAGAAGCUUGGCUUUGACGAAAAGAGCUACAAGACAGGCCGCGCCCGGUCGUUCGAGGGCAAGCGCGAGAAGGAAGGCUUCGUCGCCGGCACUGGCAUCAAGGCAAUGCCAACACCCAAGAAUUAACGCAAUUUACGAGUAGAGCGCACGUAGUCUCGUUCGUUGUUGCAUCGCUCGUUGUCCGCCUGACUACGCCCUUCGUGCAGGGUCGAUACUGUGUGC